GGCAGUGGGUCGGCGCGAGCAUUGUUUUGUCAGGGCGCUUCCUUGGCCUAUAGCAGCGGGCAAACCAGCCUUGCCCAGAGACGGCCCAAGAGCCGGUCUUUCUCUUGACAACCGCCGCUUGCGAGCGAGCGAGCCGCCUCCUUUCCUCUUCACAGUCGGCGGACGGGAGCAAGGGAUGAGGCGGAGAGAGGAGUUGGGCGGCUCUCGGCGCGGCUGGGGCCAGGCUCCCUCCUCCCCGUCAGGUGACUGCAGGCGGCUGCCUGGUCCUUGGCUCUCUCUUGCACGCAGCUGCCGGGCCAGAAGCGAGCGGAGCCAUGGAGCUGCUCGGAGCGCUGCUGCUGCUGUGGUUCUCCUUGCACCAAGUCCGCGCGCGCGAAGCCCCGCCUCAGCUGCUGCUCCAGAACGAGGAGGAGGCGCCCCUGGGCGAGUCGCCCCCCUUCGGCUCCCUCUGGCCCCUGCCCCGCUCGCUUUCCAUCUCCCCAGCUCGACUGCAGCUGGCUCCCAAGCGGUUCCAGAUCGUCCAUGGCCCGGGAUCCUCGGCGGGGUCGAAUUGCUCCUUGCUGCAGGAUGCCUUCCGCAGGUAUUACGAAUACAUCUUUGGGUAUACCAAAUGGAAGAAUCAAGAUGAAAAACCUCUCUGUGAACCUGAGCUAUUCACACUUCAGGUCAUUAUCACUUCAGUGGAUUCAGAAUGUGAUAAAUAUCCAAGCAUUUCCUCAGAUGAGGCCUAUCAGCUCCACGUAGCACAACCUGCAGCUGUGCUGAAGGCAGGCAAAGUUUGGGGAGCUUUAAGAGGUUUGGAAACAUUCAGCCAGUUAGUAUAUGAGGAUGAUUAUGGAAGUUUUUUUAUCAAUGAAUCUGAGAUUAUUGACUACCCAAGAUUUGCUCAUCGAGGGAUCUUACUUGACACAUCAAGGCAUUUUCUGCCCUUGAAAACUAUUCUAAUCAAUUUGGAUGCCAUGGCCUUUAACAAGUUCAAUGUCCUGCAUUGGCACAUUGUUGAUGACCAGUCCUUUCCUUACCAGAGUGUCACUUUUCCUGAGCUGAGUGCCCAGGGGGCCUAUUCAUACCAUCAUGUUUACAACCCUGUUGAUGUCCGUCUGGUGAUAGAAUAUGCUCGGUCACGAGGAAUUAGAGUCAUCCCGGAGUUUGAUACUCCAGGGCACACAAAGUCUUGGGGGAAAGGUCAAAAAGAUGUCCUCACACCAUGCUACAAUGGAGAACAUCCAACUGGUACAUACGGACCUGUAAAUCCCAUAGAGGAUACAACUUAUGCCUUCAUGGCUAAAUUGUUCAGUGAAAUUAGCUAUGUAUUUCCUGAUGACUACAUCCACUUAGGAGGAGAUGAAGUGGACUUCAGUUGUUGGAGGUCCAACCCUAAUGUGACAGAGUUCAUGAAGAAACAAGGAAUGUGGUUCAGCUAUGCUAAGCUAGAAUCCUAUUAUAUUGAGAAAAUACUGGACAUGGUGACCUCUGGUAAGAAGAAAUCUAUAGUCUGGCAGGAAGUCUUUGAUGAUGGAGUGAAGCUGCAGCCAGACACAAUAGUUGAAGUGUGGAAGCCGACUCUAUAUAAAGAAGAAUUAUGGCGAGUAACCAAAGAAGGGUACCAAGCCAUCCUGGCAGCACCUUGGUACCUAGACCUCAUAGGUUAUGGCCAGGACUGGAUGAAGUACUACAGUGUUGAACCACUCGAAUUCCUUGGGUGGAAAUUGAAGAAAGACCUGGUACUUGGUGGAGAAGCCUGUCUUUGGGGAGAAUUUGUAGAUGCAACUAACCUCACUCCAAGACUCUGGCCUCGGGCAAGUGCUAUUGGUGAGAGACUCUGGAGCAAUAAAAAUGUGACUGACAUUGGCGAUGCUUAUAGGAGGCUUACUGAGCAUCGUUGUCGCAUGCUUAGGCGUGGAAUAGCAGCUCAGCCUCUGUUUGUUGGAUUCUGCCGUUACGAAGCGAGAGGCCUGUAAUAGCUGUAGCAAUAGGACAUCACCAGGAGUGCAUUUCUGGAAGGAAAACCUCCAUGUUCCUCAUGGAGUAUUUGCACUGAAACAAUUUUAAUUUUGAAAUGCUGGAAUUUUUACACUUAGAAUUACAUUUUGUACAAGUUUGACAUUUUGCUUAGAUGUUUCAAAAUGGAUUCUAAUGGAUUUUUAAAGAGAAAUUAAAGAUAGUUUUAAUGAA
This is a messenger RNA of Hemicordylus capensis (graceful crag lizard), 2175 nucleotides long. RefSeq names its product hexosaminidase subunit beta (gene HEXB). Gene Ontology annotation, molecular function: beta-N-acetylhexosaminidase activity. Gene Ontology annotation, cellular component: membrane. The transcript is spliced from 14 exons. Gene Ontology annotation, biological process: carbohydrate metabolic process; glycosaminoglycan metabolic process; ganglioside catabolic process. The record is from RefSeq and is a predicted model, not a curated record. NCBI's taxonomy places the organism in Eukaryota, Metazoa, Chordata, Lepidosauria, Squamata, Cordylidae. Bases 315 to 1961 code for a protein of 548 amino acids.